AUGGCGGCGGACGUUCGUAAAAAUGAGACCCGCCAGGGUGAGCGCUGCGACGGCCAGAAGGGACACCCGCCUCGGGGCUCCGGCUCUUGGAUCUCAACACGGGCGUGCACCCUGCUCCUGGUUUUUGCGGUCCCCUUUUUGGCUUGGGGCGUCAAGUACCACCAAGAAGCCAACGUCCUCAAGCGACACGAGGACAGUGUUCGAACUCUGGGUGCCGAGGGGCUUUUUCUCUUCUCUUCGUUAGACACGAAUCAUGACCUCUAUCUCAGUCCAGAGGAGUUUAAACCGGUUGUGGAGAAACUCACAGGGAUCACACCACCGGGGGAUAUUGAAGAGGUGGUGAUAGAAGACCCAGAUGGGGAAACUAUAACACUGGAGGCUAGAAUGGAGCCUCUACUUAUGGACUCCAUGACAAAAAGCAAAGAUGGCUUUCUUGGGGUCUCUCACAGUUGCCUGAGCGGGUUGCGCUCAUGGAGGAGUCCGGCCGUGCCUUCUUCUACCUUCUUUGCCAGCCAGUUCAAGGUUUUCCUCCCUCCCAAGAACAAACAGGAGGUAGGAGACACCUGGUGGGUGAUACCCAGCGAGCUUAACAUCUUCACCGGGUACCUGCCCAACAACCGCUACCAUCCUCCCACGCCAAAGGGCAAAGAGGUCUUCAUUCACUCACUGCUGAGCAUGUUUCACCCCCGACCCUUCAUCAAGUCUCGCUUCUCACCUCAGGGCACCAUUGCGUGCAUACGUGCCAGUAACGACUUCUAUUAUGACAUUGUGUUCAGGAUUCACGCUGAGUUCCAGCUCAACGACGUCCCAAAUUUUCCCUUCUGGUUCACGCCGGGCCAAUUUGCAGGCAACAUCGUCCUGUCGAAAGACGCCUCUCACGUGCGACACUUUCACCUCUACGUCCCCAGUGACAAGUCUCUGAAUGUCGACAUGGAAUGGCUGUAUGGCGCCAGCGAGAGCAGCAACAUGGAAGUGGAUAUCGGGUACCUUCCACAGCUGGAGCUGCGAUCCACCGAGCCAUCGACUCCUUCCGUCAUAAUGGACGAGAACGGCAACAUCAUCGACAGCCGAUCAGGCAGCGCCGAUCCGAUCCGUUUCGUCUUUGAGGAGAUUGACUGGCGCUCCGAAAUCGAUCGGAAAGAAGCCGACCGUCUCCUGGAGGUCACUCUAUAUCCCUUCAAAAAGGUUUCCUACCUACCUUUUUCGGAGGCCUUCCAGAGAGCCGAAGCAGAGAAAAAGUUGGUGCAUUCCAUUUUACUUUGGGGAGCGCUUGAUGACCAGUCCUGCUGA
Molecule: messenger RNA, 1290 nt
Organism: Nerophis lumbriciformis (worm pipefish)
Lineage: Eukaryota; Metazoa; Chordata; Actinopteri; Syngnathiformes; Syngnathidae
Source: RefSeq, a predicted model, not a curated record